GCUGAUUUGCAACCCGCCGAGGCAACAGUCGAGAAGGAGGAAAAAUGUCGCUGGCUUCGACACGGACCGUUCUAGGAUCAGUGUCCUUAUAGCAGGAAAAAAAACGACGAUUUCGAUUGAAACGAAAGAUAAUGAGCCUCAUACUCCUCUACAGCGACAGGGACGCGCUCUAACAAGUUGAGGGUGAGAGGUUUCACUUCACCGCAUCACUACGUUGGUCCUCCCCGAGGUGAACCUGAUCGUAUCAUUCGAGCCUCUGCAGCCUCUGCAGCCUCCUCGCUCCCAACACAAAGGCAGCACCCCGGCGAGGACAUGGACCCGUCCACCAGGGUUCUGGGUCUGGAUUCCCAGGGCAACAUGGUUUUCACUAUGGUGAAACCGGUCAUGGGCAUCUACCAGGUGUCUUCGGAGCAAACGGGCAGUGUCGGAGCACACGGGCUCCAGGGUCUGUCCGAAAACACCUUGAUCCUCCCCGAAGUGCAAGGCCAGGCGCCGCUGGACCAGAGCCAGACGGAGAUGCACAGCCUCCAGCCCAGUGUCCAGAUGCCCCAGAUGCAGAUUUCCGUCCCGGUGCAGACCGAGCUGGUGUCGCAGAUCCUGGACGCGCCACGGGACGCCGGCGCCGGCCCGGAGUCCGCAGCCCGCAUGCCUUUCGCCGAGGUGUCGUCACUGCUGGACCCCAACAUGAAAGGAUCCAAGGCGCGGAAAUACCUCAUCUCGUACGAGGAGAUCAAGCGGCGCCUGCAGGCCCCGGAGAAGAUGUCCCUGCGCUCGCUGGCGGCCUACACCCGGGUCAGCCGGGGCCCGGCCAGCAAGAAGACGCUCCUGGAGUCGCUCAACGUCCUCGGCCUCACGCCGAGCACGACCACCUCGGUGUCCUCCUCCUUCUCCAAACUCACCGAAGGCGACACCGGGGCCUUGUGUGACGACAUGAAGGACUUCGCCCACGACUACAUCGACUCCGGCAACAUGGCCAAACAGCUCAUCCCCGAGACCAACACGGUUCAACACUGGUCCAAAAUCAUCGAAACCAAGAACCACCUGGAGGACAUGAGGAGGUGCUUCAAGGACCCGGUGAACAGCGGGGCGUUCGACAACGUCACUCACGGCCUGGGUUUGGGGGCGCUGGACGUGGCGCUGGACAUGAUCGUAAUGGUCAUCGAGCAGCAGAUCCGGAUUCUCUCCGGGGCGGCGGCGUCGGACCCGGCCGACCCCGGCCCGCCGAUGCGCCGCAUCCGCAGGCGGCACCGCAAAGCCCGCUCGGGCGACAGCGAGAAGCCGCGCAAGGUGUCCGCGGGGGCCAAGGAUGCGGCGAGGGCCCCUUCCAAAGGCAAAGGGCGGGGCCGAUCCAGGAAGAAGAUGCGGCCGGAAGCUGGAGCUGCGGUUCCCAUGGAAACCCAAGCGGAACAAUGCAAGCCCGAUGACGUGGAGAAUAACGUCCUAACCCUGGUUUCUGUUGGAUAUGAGGCGGUUUCUUGUGAACUGAAUGCAGCCGGAACAGUGUGACACCUGGUCAUGUGACCGGUCCAAAAAAAAACAAAAAAACAAUUCAAAGGGAUUCUCAGCGAUGGGGGAAACGGACUGCACAAGCUGAGCUGCUGCAAAUAUGUAGCUGGAGGCAGCACACUAUUAGCUUAGCAUAAAGACUGGUAAGUGGGGAAUUGGGGAGGUGUCAACAGCUAGCAUAGCUCCGUCCAAUGGUACCAAGCUUCCAAAGGAACACCGUUAGUCUCAUAUGUUUAAUCUGCACAGAAAAAAGACAAUAAAACAUUGUUAUGAAGGAGA
Messenger RNA from Pungitius pungitius (ninespine stickleback), 1785 nucleotides. RefSeq lists its product as uncharacterized. NCBI's taxonomy places the organism in Eukaryota, Metazoa, Chordata, Actinopteri, Perciformes, Gasterosteidae. The record is from RefSeq and is a predicted model, not a curated record. Bases 313 to 1506 code for a protein of 397 amino acids. The transcript has 5 exons.